CUUUUUGGCCUCUCCUACUUACCGUUGCCAAUGCCCUCUCAGUAGCCAGUGCCCUACCAGUCUUCCUUUUUUCACGUCUUCCUUCCUUACCAGGCAUGAAAUCCCCCACAACCCUCAACUGAAAAUACCUCUCUUUCCAGGAUUCUUGAUCUUUCUUUACGAUCUUCCAUUUAACGGGUCAUAUUCUGUGUGCGUUUCUUGAAUUCUUUCUUAUCACCUGAAUUUGAUUCUUGAUUUUGGCAAUUUCUUUAAACCCCCCACAACGGACAUGGCGGCAUUGGCACCUGGAAUUCUACUGAAGCUUCUCAAUGGGAUGAAUACAGGGACAAAACCCACCAGUGAGCACCGGAGCUCACUUCUGCAGGUGACUGAUAUAGUCCCAGCUGAUCUUGACGAAAAAAAUCUCUUGCCCAAACACGGAUUCUACAUUAAAAUCUCUGAUUCUUCGCACUCAAUCUAUGUCAGUCUUCCCUCUGAGCAAGAUGACUUUGUUCUCAGCAACAAAAUGCAGCUAGGCCAAUUCAUUUAUGUCGAUAGAUUGGAGCCGGGAUCUCCGGUUCCAGUUGUCAAAGGGGCUAAGCCGCUUCCCGGGAGACACCCGCUAGUGGGCACACCAGAACCAUUAAUGGGUCUUAGGGAAAAAGGGGAGAAAGGCGAACAAAAUCCCAAAUCAAAGGCUUCAGGUCACAGGAGAGGUUCUUGGGGAACAGGGCAAAAUGGGGAAAACGGGGUUUUAUCUCCCAUGGUUUUAAAGCCAAUUCCUUUGGAUUUUGAUCAGUGUACGCCGAUGAAACAGCGGGCAAGCUGUGGGAAACCAGCUUCUCCGUUGAUAAGAGGAAGAAUGGGCAAAGAUGGAAGUGCAAGUGCGGGAAUUAGAUGUUCGUUUGGUGGUGGUCUGCUUGCUAAAAUGGUGGAUGCAAAAGGUGAGAGUCCUGCAUUACUUAGAAAAAGCUGCGCUGUAACUUCUGCAUCGAAGUUUCGAAGAAGCAAGAGCGUCUGUGAAAGAGAGUCUAGAAUCCCAAGUAGUCCCUUGAACUCAUCUGAAAAUAAAAGUUCAACUCCACCACCAAGUUUGAGGAAUGGAAGGGUGGUGGCUUCUCUCAAAAUGGGCGGAGGAUCACAAAACUCCUCCAACUCAAAGCCUGCCCCGGAGCCACAGUCUCAGUCCAGUAAAUCUGCUUCUGACAAUAGUGCCAGUCUACCUAUCAAUUUGCCAGGAAAAUUAAGCAUACUUGGCAAGGAAGCUGUGCAGCAGCGAGAAACAGCCCAGAAGAUAGCCCUCCAGGCCCUUAGAGAUGCUUCAGCUACAGAAACUUUAGUUCGAUCUCUUAAGAUGUUUUCGAACUUGAGCAAAUCUGCUAGACCAGACGCUCCAGCGGCCUGUUUUGAUAAGUUUCUGGAAUUCCAUCAACAAAUUGUACAAGCAGUUACCGAUAUGGUGUCCAUUCAAGCAGCUGCUGAAAUUGCUCAAAACCCCAAAGUUGAACAAAACGAUAGAAAGCCUCAGGAGGAGUUCCCAAUCUUACACGAAAUUGUACACAACUCUAUGGACCAAUCCAAGAACUCAGAAUUAAAUUCAUCCAAAAGAAGAGCAGCUCUACACAAAUCAUUUGCUGCCUUUCCUGAAAGAAGUGAACAGAAGGCAAAUUUGGGAAAACUCCUACGAUCAAAUGCCAACCAAAAGGCCUCUUCAGAGGGAAAAGGUCCAUCCACUCCUCCGCUUGGAAAACUGCCCCUUGAGUCUAUCAGCGAGAACGAUGAAAACAAGAUACCAGCAUUUUGCAGUUUAAGCAAUACAAUUAGAUUGGGAAAGCAGAUUGAGACUGAAGCUGGAAAUUGGUUUAUGGAGUUCCUGGAAAAAGCUUUGGAAAGUGGUAUGAAGAAAUCUCAAGGCACAGCAGAUGGGGAUGCCAAGAAAGUUCCUCAGUCUCUUAUACUAAAAGUUACAAACUGGGUGGAGGUAGAACAGUGUGAUAGCAGUAAGUGGCCAGUUCAUCCCAAGGCAGCACAAAUAGCCCGAAAGCUGAGGAUCAAAAUGAAGAACCCUUGAAAAGUACUUCUUACCAUGGAUGAUUAUCUUUUGUGUGUUCCAUUUGUUUGGGAAUGAUGUUGCUUUUAUUGUAGUGAAUACAAUUUGCACGUGCAUGAGUUCUAUUUCAAAGCCCAUAGUGUUCCAAAA
Hevea brasiliensis (rubber tree) is the source of this 2179-nucleotide messenger RNA. RefSeq lists its product as uncharacterized. Bases 269 to 2050 code for a protein of 593 amino acids. The transcript is spliced from 4 exons. NCBI's taxonomy places the organism in Eukaryota, Viridiplantae, Streptophyta, Magnoliopsida, Malpighiales, Euphorbiaceae. The record is from RefSeq and is a predicted model, not a curated record.